Molecule: messenger RNA, 4707 nt
Organism: Asterias rubens (European starfish)
Lineage: Eukaryota; Metazoa; Echinodermata; Asteroidea; Forcipulatida; Asteriidae
Product: zinc finger protein 2-like
Exons: 2
Coding region: 157-2277 (706 amino acids)
Biological process (GO): regulation of transcription by RNA polymerase II
Molecular function (GO): DNA-binding transcription factor activity; RNA polymerase II cis-regulatory region sequence-specific DNA binding
Source: RefSeq, a predicted model, not a curated record
GGCAGCGCGGGCUGAUGAUCGGGAGCCGUUACGGACUUGACAAAAAUACGACUUGGAACCCCAGAUUCGAGCGCCAGAAACUGUGUUUACACCGCUGAAAUUUCACGUGAAUUCCUCACCCAUACAGCAGCACUUGGCAACUGGCAAGAAAGUGUGAUGGAGUGCAGUAUCGAUGGCGAUGAGUCGUCAACGACUCAGACUAUCCUCACAGUCAAGAACACAGAGGAACUCCUAGAGGCCAUCGAGAGCCUGUCAUCAGAAAAUGUCGCCAUGAGCGUCGAGGUCCAGCAUGAGACACUGGAGUCCAUGGAGGUGCAAGAGGACCAGGCAACUGGUAGCCAGCAGUUUCAAUUCACCACCGCUGACUACCAGCAGUCCGGGCAAGUGGAGCCCAGCGAAUCGCAACAGAUUGAGUAUGUCACUGAGCAGGUCGUGACUUCACAAGUCGGGGGCGCCCAAGUAGAACAGCUGGUGCAGGUAUCCGCUGCUCCGGUCAGUAACCAUCAGGUGGUGUUCCCAGGAGGUCCAAGGCCUCAGACUGUCCAAAUACAGGUGACUGAUUCCGUUGGUGACCAGUCAGUGGCGAAUGAGGGAGCCCAGGGUUAUCACUAUAUUUACCAAGAUGCACUGGUGUGUGCUGAUUCCGCACAGACGACCGAUCAGGCAAACCAAAAUCAGACUGUGGUGACUUCGGACAUUCUACCCCAACUGUAUCGUCCAGGCCAAGACAUUCAUAGCUCCCUGGAGAUUGCUUCUGCCGUGGAGAUCUUGACGGGACUAGCGUCGACGAUAACCACUCAGCUCGGCUACCAAGAGGCCAAGCAAGCUGUAAAGCUGGUCAAGAAGGAGAAGAAACAUAAGAAAAAGAAGAACAAGAAAGACAAGGGAAAGACCAAAAAGUCUAAAAAGUUGAAACGGAAGAAAGACGCCGGUGUUUUCGUAGAGAAUCAGGAGCCCAAACCUCGGAAGACGGACGGAGGAUACCACGAGUGUCCAACUUGUCAGAAAACAUUUGGUACUGCUGCUAAUCUGAAGAGUCAUCUUGUUUCACACACAACGGAGAGGCCCUUCGCUUGCGAUACGUGCAACGCAAGCUUCAAACGUCGCCGCUACCUCCAGCUCCACAAGAACAUCCACACGCAGCAAAAGAUAUUUCAGUGCAGCUACUGUGAGAAGACCUUCCUGAUGAAGAGCUGGCUGCACAGCCACGAGAGGUACCAUACUAAACCGUUCUCGUGCGAUCUGUGCGGCAGAGCGUUCGGCGACAAGAAGAUCCGCGAUGUCCACCGUAGAUCACACACCAAUGAGAAGCCAUUUAUUUGCGGGGAAUGCGGCCAGGCAUUUCGCUCCAAAGCAGUCGCGAUAAAACACGGUCGUAGACACAGCGGACUCAAGCCCUACGUUUGCAAGAUCUGCAACAAGGCGUACACCCAGAUUCACAAUCUCACAGACCAUGAGAAGACGCAUAUCGACGAUCAGACAUUCGCCUGUAAAACCUGCGGCAAGGUUUUCUACGCUCGGAGCAGUCUGCGACGCCAUAGGAUCAAAGAACAUCCGGAGGAGAAAACAGGGAUCACAAAAGUCCCGCUUUCACGUAACCAGGUGAUCACAAAAGAACCGGGUGUCUUUGAGAUCAUCAGGAAGCCCUAUGUCUGCAAGGUCUGCACAGAAGGCUACAAGACGAGGAAGUCCCUGAAGAUGCAUGAGAAGAUCCACGAGGCAAGCCGUGUCUGCCAGUACUGCAGCUCGGUCUUCGUCUCCAGGUCUGAUCUCGUCAUACAUGAAAGAUCCCACACUGGGGAGCGCCCAUUCGCCUGCACCGUCUGCGGCAAAACUUUCACCUCCAAGAAGGCCACCAACCGCCACGAGAAAUCCCACAGCGGCAUCAAACCCUUCGAGUGCAGGACUUGCAACAAGAAGUUCACACGCUCCUCGAAUCUGAAGGACCACGAGCUGAUUCACGCCGGGAAGAGCAAACGCUUCUCCUGCAGCAGCUGCGAGAAGAUCUUUGCAUCGCGCAGCGCCAUGAAGAGCCACGAGCGGUUGAAACACGGUCCCGGGGCCACGCAAAACCAGUUACAGGUGGACAACUCUAUGCCCGUUGGGCAGAUCACACAAACUAUGCCUGUUUCGCAGCAGGAGGAUCCUACAUGUGCUGAGCAGGUGGAGUUGUUUGAGAUCAUCAUUGCGGCCUCGGGGCAAGCUGAGGAACAAGUGACGCAGGUUACGGAAGUUUCUGAAGUCACCGAGAUUGGGAACAUUGUCUCUGUUUCUUAACACUGGCUGACACUAAAACAAUGACGGAACAAUAGAAACACGCCAAUAAGCAACUAGGCGUGGUCUAUGCCUUGGUGCCCCUUGAAAUGUUCCAUUAGAAAUUAAAAAGUUCCCGAUAGUGGUGCCCUCUAGACCUAGGAGAAAAUGCCCAAGUGGCUCGCCUGCCUUUUCAAAACCUAAACAUCAGCACCGGGGCAGUCCUGGAAUUUCAUAGAGUUAUGGUGACCUGGUCUUGGCCUUGGUGCCCCUUUAAAAGUUUCCCAUAGACUUUAUGAUUUUCCAAUGGAAGUGCCCUUUGCAAAAUGAAAAUGCCUUGCCCUCUCAAACAUGAAAUUCCAGGCCUUCGAGGGCAAUGCAGGCAAAUGCCCCCCAUUGUCCCUGGUCAGUGAUUUGGUAUUGACUGUUUCAAUAGAAGUUUACUUUGUCCUCAUUGACGUUCCCUGUAACCAAAGAGAAAUUGCCUUGGUGCUCUUGCCUUUAAGGCGUCGGGCCUGAGUAACCUUCUUUGGACCUGUCUCAGAGGGCAUGUUCAAAAUGACAUUGAACAACCAAAGGAAAAAUCUGAUCCCUCUUGAACAAAAUAUUCCAUUUGAUUCCCUCUUGAAAAAAAUGUUUGGCUGUUAAAAUGAAUGGGGGCAGUCUUUAAAGACAAAGUAUACCUUUGGUUUUUGGAAAGGUUUGAAUGUUUUAAAUUCUGUAUAAAAUGUGUUACAAUAAAACUGAUAUAAAAAAUGUGGAAAUUUAAUUUGGUCGCGUUUUUGAGAUAUAGCCGAUCAUCCGGAGUGGUUAUGUCCUUGCAGGAAGACUAAUCUCUAAAAGAAAGAACUUUUAACUAAGCGUUACUGACAUCUCAAGUUCAAAUUUUCGUUUUUUUUUUUUUUAGAAGUUGUACCCAGCCUCGCUACUAUGGGCAGUGUUUGUUGUGGUAACAAAACCUGUGGCACUAACCCCUGGUAGGGAUGUGCUGGAAAACGAUAGCUAUUGGUUCUCAAAAAGGAACUCUUUGCACACAAGCUUGUGAAAAACAUUUGAGUGGUUACAAUAUGGCAGUGGUCAAAAUGCAAGUAUUUUUAUGUUACCAUAGACCUUUUCGCAAAUACCCAUUUGCGCAAGCGCCAACCGUUGAAUGGGGUGCAUUGUGGUCUAGCUAAGGAGCAAAUUUUAUCACCAGCUAGACCACAAUGCACCUAAUUUCCAUGCCUCACGCGCGCGCCCCAGUAUUUGUGAAAAGGACUACAUGUAUAUUUAAAUGAAUUGUGUUUUACAUGGUCACUGCAUACCGUUUGACAUGUCACAGGAUCAUUCAAGCGACAUACGUUACUCUGAAUCUAAAUUCUUCAACAGAAAUUGUACGGGUACAUGUCUGUUUGAAAAUAUGUACACAAUUUGUUUGCCAAAUUUUGUAUUAUUGUAAAAGUACUGCUUCAGUCAAGUUUAAAGCUUUGCUAGGUUUUUUUAAAGAAGAUAAUAUUGAGAGCAGAACAAAGAGCAAAGGAAACCCUUUUUAUUUUUUCUGGAAUUGUCUUCAGUAAAAUUUGAUUGUUAAUUAAAACAUUUUUAGUGGGGUUUUAUUUAUGAACUGGACAACAACUCUAUGGUUGAAUUACAACAAGUAUGUGUAUAUAAUGAUUGUUUGUAUUAUUGUUUUUAAUUAUGAAGGGAAUCAAAUUAUUGGAGUCAAACAGUUCUCAAUACCAAAGAUUAUAGAGAGCUGAUUCCAAGGCACAAGAUGUUGUGGAGCUCUCUCUAUAGACCGUAAUGAAUAUGACGUCAUCGUUCAAAUAUCUGUCCUACAAGAUGGCGAUUGUGAGCAUGUGUGUGUGUGUGCUUGUGCCGUUGAAAUCAAACCGGGAACGCUGCGUGUUUCUUAGAUAUAAGCGUCUAGACCUGCCCUACAAGAUGGUGUCUUGUAAAGCAGUAAAUAGGUUAUUCAAUACGGUCUGGUGUUUGAACUUGAAUUACCCAUGGGUGCCAUUUCAGGAAGCAACGAAUCAGCGCUCUUGGAAUCAGGGAUUGCUGCGCUAACGAUGAGCAUAUUUCACGCGUUUGCGGGGAAUUUGGCUUGUGCAUGUGUGUUACGCAUUACUAGGCAUUCUUCGCUUAAUACACAGCUCCGCAAAAAUUUGGCACUUGGCCAUGCGAGUGGAGAAUGGAAAUCAUAAGCGCAGAGUUGGGCGGUAAGCAGAGCCAUGAAAUUAGGCCCUGAUCUAUUGUUGCGCCAGAAGAGUUGCUUGCUGAAAUGGUGCCCUGUGUACAUUUCAGCCUGAAUUCCUCAUCUAAAUCUUUGCUCCAUACUCGAAUGAAUUUUGGGAUGAGAAAUUUUUCAAAUGACAAGUUUUACACCUAAUGAAUAUCCAGUUUGUAUUUAUUUAAAUUUUUGAUAUUUGUAUUGAACCAUAAUAAUAAUAAUGUUGAACAUUUCUAGUGCGC